AUGUCUUACUUGUCGAAGUUUGAUUGCAAAUCAGCUAGGGUGAAAGGAUUGGCUUUCCAUCCCAAAAGACCAUGGAUUCUUAGCAGCCUACACACAGGAAUCAUACAGUUAUGGGAUUACCGCAGUUGUACACUUAUUGAGAAAUUUGAAGGGCACGAGGGACCUGUUCGUGGUAUUGAUUUCCAUGCCAACCAGCCUUUAUUUGUCUCUGGUGGAGAUGAUUACAAAAUCAAAGUGUGGAACUACAAACAACGAAAGUGUUUAUUUAAUCUUAUUGGCCACUUGGACUACAUUAGAACGACGUUCUUUCAUAAGGAAUAUCCUUGGAUCUUGAGUGCUUCAGAUGACCAGACUAUUCGUAUAUGGAAUUGGCAGUCACGAGCCGUAGUAUCCAUUCUAACCGGACACAGUCAUUAUGUUAUGUGUGCUCAAUUCCACCCAAAGGAAGAUCUUAUUGUUUCUGCGUCACUGGAUCAAACUGUACGUGUAUGGGAUAUGUCAGGAUUGAGAAAGAAGAGUGUAGCUCCUUCUUCACUGUCAAACAUAGAGGACCAUGCAAGGCAGUUCAUGGGAUCCUCCAGUUCCGGGGGUUCUGGUCCAAACUUGUUCAGUCCAAGUCAUACGGAGUUAUUUGGAACGACGGAGGUGAUUGUUCGUCAUGUGCUUGAAGGUCAUGAUCGUGGUGUUAAUUGGGUAGCCUUCCAUCCAACACUACCUAUUGUUGUAUCUGCAGCGGAUGACCGUUUAAUAAAAAUAUGGAGAAUGACAGAGUCAAAAGCGUGGGAGUUGGACACUCUUCGUGGUCAUUAUAACAAUGUUAGCUGCGUUGUCUUUCACCCUAGACAAGAUUUACUGCUUUCUGAUUCUGAGGACAAAGCCAUCAGAAUAUGGGAUUUAGCCAAACGAACAUGUAUUUCAACUAUUCGUCGAGAUUCGGACAGAUUUUGGGUUCUAAAUGCUCAUCCCAAGCUGAAUAUAUUUGCAGCCGGUCAUGACACAGGGUUUGUGGUUUUCAAGUUGGAACGUGAGAGACCCGCAUUUACAGUAUAUAAGGAUUGUAUGUAUUAUGUUAAAUUUCCACAUCUAAGACGGGUAGACUUUACGGCCACCAAAGAUGUUCCGGUUAUUCAGCUUAGAGAAGGUCGUGGUCUGGCCGUAAGUGCUGGUUACAACUCAAUCGAAAAUGCUAUUUUAAUCCUAAGUCGGCCACGUCAAAGUGAGAUAGGACCAUCAUCUAAUAUGUCUAUAGCGAGUGGUACCAACAUGGUUUAUGACCUAUACAUGUUACCGAAAACAGUGGAUAGUGCCAGCACACAGCCGGAACAUAUUGAAAGCCGGUCAGGUACUGGAAUUUCGGUCGCCUGGAUUGGUAGAAAUAGAUUUGCAGUACUUGAGAGCUCUGGAUCAAUUGUUAUCAAAAAUCUUGCAAAUGAAAUGUCAAAAAGUCUGUGUGAUGUUGCUAAUAAACGCACUUUAGCUACUUUGAAACACACCAAAUUCAUACGCCAUGUUGUCUGGUCACCUGAUGGUCAAUAUGUAGGAAUGUUUACCAAACUGUACCUUUAUUUAUGUGAUCGACAUCUGGAGAUAAAGGCCAGUGUACAUGAAACGGUUAGAAUUAAAAGUGGAGCUUGGGAAGAACAUGGCGUUUUCAUUUACACUACAAGCAAUCAUAUUAAAUAUUGUCUUUUGAAUGGUGAUUAUGGGAUUAUCCGAACGCUUGAAUUACCUGUUUACAUUACGCGUGUUCGUGGCAAUUCAGUGUAUUGUCUGGAUCGAGAUUGCUCCCCUCUUGUAUUCACCAUAGAACCUACUGAGUUUCGUUUCAAGUUGGCACUUAUCAACCGUAGAUACGAGGAGGUCUUACAUAUGGUUCGUAAUUCAAACCUAGUUGGUCAAGCUAUAAUUGGAUAUUUAGAAAAGAAAGGAUAUCCUGAAGUUGCAUUACAUUUCGUCAAAGAUACUCGUACUAGAUUUUCUUUAGCUAUGGAUUGUGGUCAGUUGGAUGUCGGAUUAGAAGCUGCUCAAGCCUUGGAUGAUAAAGCUUGCUGGGAAAGGCUUGGUGAGCUAGCAUUGAAACAAGGGAAACUACAACUAGUUGAAAUGACUUAUCAACGUAUUAAAAACUUUGAUAAACUCACUUUCUUGUAUUUGAUAACUGGAAAUCUGGAUAAAUUAAAGAAAAUGAUGAAAAUUGCGGAAAUUCGGAAAGACACAUCAAGUCAUUACCAUAUUGCAUUACUUCUUGGUGAUGUGGCUGAACGCGUAAAGUUGUUGCGUAACUGUGGACAGAAACCUCUUGCCUAUCUUACGGCUGCAACACAUGGUCUCAGUCAAGAAGCCAAAGAGUUGGAGGAACAACUCACUUCAUUGACACUGCAAUCAGUCCCAUCUGAUGCAAAUAUAUCAUUUAUACCAGAAAUUGAUCCAAACGCCAGUCUGAUAAUCCCAUCACCACCUAUUAUUCGGCCUGAUAAAGUCACAGAAGGAGUGAAUUCUGAACCUGACUGGCCUCUUCUUAGUGUGCAGCUUGAUUUCUUUGAGACCGCUAUCGCUCAGCGACGAAACGCUGCAUUAAAAUCUUCUGAAAAGAGUGAUGAACAAGAUAAUAAAGGAAUAGGUGCUUCUCUAGCUUCGGCUGGCUUACUUUUGGAUAUGGAAGAUGUACCGGAAGGUGCCUGGGGAAAUGAUGCGAAUCUUGAAAUUGAUGAGCCAAGUGAAUUUGAAGAUACUUUGGUUACUGGUGACGCCGCAGGUUUAACAGGUACUGAUGAUAAAAAUGCAGAUGCUGGUGGUUGGGACAUUAAUGAUGCAGACCUAGAGUUACCAUCAGAUCUUCAAGGUGCUGGUAUUGUGUCAGCAACCAAGACUGACAAUUUGUUUGUCGCUCCAUCAGUUGGUCGUCCCAAUAGUUACCUUUGGAGUGAGAAUUCGUAUCUUCCCGGUGAUCAAGUAAUGGCUGGUAAUUGGGUGAAUGCAAUGCGUCUGCUCAAUGCUCAGGUUGGAGUGGUUAAUUUUGAACCCUACCGGUCGCUUUUUAUGAACAUGUAUAGUGCAUCACGUUCAGUGGGUUUGGGUUUACCGUUCACACCAUCUCAGUUUUUAUAUCCUCAGCGCAACUGGAAAAAGGUCUCACCAACAUCUGCCUUACCAGCUCCUGUAAUUAGUUUAAGUGAACUCAUAACACGUCUGCAAACAGCCUAUCAGCUGACAACCAAAGGCAAAUUUCAAGAUGCAAUCAAUCGUUUUAGAAUAAUUUUAUUAUCUAUCCCAUUAUUAGUCGUUGAUUCGCCAUCUGAAGAAGCAGAAGCACGAAGUUUGAUCAAUAUAUGUAGAGAGUAUAUUGUUGGGUUGUCAAUGGAAAUGGCACGCAAAUCUAUGCCUAAAGAUACAUUAGCUGACCAGGUAAGUAAUUCUUAUCAAUAA
Messenger RNA from Heterobilharzia americana, 3426 nucleotides. Lineage: Eukaryota; Metazoa; Platyhelminthes; Trematoda; Strigeidida; Schistosomatidae. The record is from the annotation of a GenBank genome assembly.